Molecule: messenger RNA, 6602 nt
Organism: Diaporthe batatas
Lineage: Eukaryota; Fungi; Ascomycota; Sordariomycetes; Diaporthales; Diaporthaceae
Exons: 2
Coding region: 1750-3846 (698 amino acids)
Cellular component (GO): membrane
Molecular function (GO): ATP hydrolysis activity; ABC-type transporter activity; ATP binding
Source: RefSeq, a predicted model, not a curated record
CACUACUACAGCUGCUUGCUAUAUGGAAGCCUUAUGGGGCACCGCCCCUCCAAGCUAUAUUCCUACACUACAGCAAAGACAGGCCCCCUCCCACCCUUCCAUCCAGGGCAGCACGUGCAUGGGCAAUCCAUGUGAGCAAUCUAUUCCUGGAGGCAGGCCCUCUCUUGGAGUCUCUGUACGGAGGUAUUCAGGUAUUCUGAUCCUGGCCCUUCCGUCCCACAGAGUCACACACGCCCACUCACGACGCAGGGAUCCGCGCCCGGCAGCCGGGGGCUCUCAUCAGCAGCUCCUCGGUACUGUGAUGCAUGCAUGCGAUUGUGCAUUCCGAGGACCGAAACGGCUGGCUGCACCUGUGCGGCGUUGGCGUUCCGCUCUUUUUUCAACCUUCUUCACACGUUCCGCGAGUCGGAGAGAGGGAGAUGACGGUGACGACUGCGACUGGGGGCUGUUUGGUUACCUAGAGAUGGGUGCGCACAUGGGGCCAAGACAUUUUGAUACCGCGGUCCCGAUGCCUGGCAUACAUACGUCGUCGUCCCCCUCGCCCAUCCCAUUGCACACAACGCGGCCGGGCCCGAUGUUUACUUUGGGUCUUUUUCCCUCCUUCGGCCUUGAGGGUCGCACUGGGGUGGGUGCCCGUGGUGGUAUUACGCGCGGGAUGGGAUGGGAUGGGGAUGGGAGGACGGCCUGACCUUGUUUUUCGCCUUCUCAUCCUGGUGAUACCUGCGUUAGCUUGUCUGCCUGCCUGCCUGCCUGUUUUCGACAUGAACAUUGGACUCGGGCCUACCAAAGCUGGCUGGCUGGCUGGGCGGGGAUCAUCAUCAUCAUCAUCAUCUAUCGUCGAGGCGGGCCGGCCGGCGACAGGUAGGUGAGUGAGCUUAGUUGGCGGGGCGGAGGACGUUCCUCCCCUUUGGCCAGGCCAGGCCAGGCCAGGCCUCCCCGUCUCGGCUUCUUUCCGAUCCUCAUUCCUGGGACUGUACUUGUACUGUACUUUCCUGUCCUUGCGCCCCCAUUUUCCCAUACACGAACUAGAUCCGGCUGCUAUAAGAUCGCCGCUUAUUAUGGUUGCGUCUGUGUGAUGGAAUCCACGGGGGGUCAGGGAGGGUAUCGUCAGUCAGUUACCGUCUUUCCUUUCUUUUGCGCGAUUCCACCUCCUCCCCUUCUCGUUCGUCCGCCCUCUCUCUCUCUCCAUCCACACCCGACCGGCGUAUCGCGCCGGGUCGUGUGUUAGGCUAAUGCCUGUUUUUGCUGAGCCGUGCUAUACGGGGUGCCGGUUCGCCCGGGGUACUUCUGGCAUGUGGUUGGUUGCUUGACUUUCUGCAACCGGAAGACGUGAUGUGACGAGGCGGGCUUGUUGGCUCUGACGGGACGACAGCUCUAUCUCUGACACAGCCUCAUCUUUUCUCGGUCGAAUUCACAGAGGUCGAGGGGGGUGUGUGUGUGUGCUGACUGUGUAUGAUCUGAUCGUGCAUACUACUAUCCUCUGCACUGCACGAUAAAAGAUCCACUCCCUCUCCUCUUGUCAUCAUCUUGUUGUUCCCUUAGUCAAGACGCUAUGAUCCUCUUCGUGUAAUCCUUCGGCGAGUCCACCACUACAAGGGUUUACUAGACUGCUGGCCUGUCUAUUAUAUGCGCAAGUUAUCAAAGCAUGACUAGUACUUUCAGCUGCUCUCCUAAAUUUUGCUCGUCGUCCCCUUAGUGCAAACCAGUUUGUUGCCUUUUCAUAAAGGCGACUCCCCCUACCCGAUCAAGAUGGUAGAUACCACCACCAACUUGAACACGACCACAACAACCACCAGCACAUCAAACACAGUCCAGGAGGCCCGCAGCUCAGAGAGCAACUCGGCCACCAAGAUGCUGCCCUACCACGCGGACACAGACAUAGAGAAGCAGCGCAACGGCGGCGCAGGGUCCCACCACCUCCUGAGGAACACGACGGUGCACAACAUCUCGUGGUCGGGCAUCACGGUCACCGUCACAGACCGCGAGACAAAACAGCCCAAGACGCUGCUGGAAAAUGUCCAGGGCUACGUCGAGGCGGGGGAGGUCCUCGCGCUCAUGGGGCCCUCGGGCUGCGGCAAGACGACGCUCCUCAACGUCCUCGCGGGCCGCCAGCCCACCAGCGACAACAGCAGCAGCAGCAGCAUCACAAGCAAGGGUGGCCCCAGGGCAACAGGGACGGUCCGCGUGAACGGCACCGUCCCGCAGGCCACGACGCUCGCCCGCCUCUCCCGCUUCGUAGAGCAGGAGGACGCCCUGAUCGGGUCCCUCACCGUCCGCGAGACGCUCACCUUCGCCUCGCGCCUCUCGACGGCGGGGCUGUCGGCCCGCGAGCGGGCGGACCGCGUCGACGACGUCCUCGCGUCCCUGGGGCUGCGGGGCCAGGCGGGGACGCUGAUCGGGACGCCGGUGCGGCGCGGCGUGUCGGGCGGGCAGCGGCGGCGGGCCGGGGUGGGCGCGCAGCUCAUGACGUGCCCGCGGGUGCUGUUCCUCGACGAGCCGACGAGCGGGCUGGACUCGGCCGCCACGCUCGAGGUGGUGCGGUACCUGCGGGCCGUGGCGCGGCGCGACGGCCUCAUCGUCGUGGCGAGCAUCCACCAGCCGUCGACGGCGGCGUUCAACCUGUUCGACAAGCUGCUGCUGCUGGGGCCGGGGGGCCAGACGUGCUUCUUUGGCCCGCUGGACGCCGUGGGGCCGUACUAUGAGUCCGUGGGGCGGGCGCUGCCGCUGCAUGUCAACCCGGCCGAGUUCCUCCUCGAGCUGGUGAGUGUUGACUUUGCCGGGGACGGGGACGGGGGCGGAGAGGACCGGGGUGGGGAUGGGGUGAGGGCCCGGGAGAGGCUGCUGGCGAUGCGGCGCGCGUGGCUCGCCAGCCCGCUGGCGGAGCAGCUCACGGGCAUCGUGCGGUACUGCGGGACGCAGCAGCAGCAGCAGCAGCAGGGGCCCGGGGGCACCGAGGCGGACCUCCUGUUGGACGCUGUGGAGGAGAGGCACCGGCUCGGGUUCGCGAGCCUGGUGCUCACGCUGCUGCACCGGUCGUUUAUCAAGAGCUACCGCGACGUCAUCGCGUAUGGCGUGCGGAUGGCCAUGUAUUUCGGGCUGGCUGUCAUGAUGGGGACGGUGUGGGUGCGGCUCAAGACGGAGCAGGAGUAUAUCCAGCCUUAUAUCAACGCCAUUUUCUUCGGCUCGGCCUUCAUGUCCUUCAUGGCAGUGGCCUACGUCCCGGCCUGGCUCGAGGACCGCCUCCAGUACGUCAAGGAGUCGAGCACGGGGCUGUACUCGGCGGCCCACCUGGUGCUCUCCAACUUCCUGAUCGGCAUCCCGCCCCUGUUCAUGAUCGCGCUGGGCUUCAGCGCCAUCUCGUACUACCUGUCCAACUUCAACCCCUCGGCGGCGGCCUUCUUCACCUGGGUCAUGUGGGUGUUCCUCGACCUCCUGGCGGCCGAGAGCCUGGUCGUCGUGGUCGGGUCGCUGGCGCCCAACUUUGUCGUCGCGCUCGCGCUCGUCGCGUUCGCCAACGGGCUGUGGAUGUGCGUCAACGGGUUCAUGGUGCAGCCGACGGUGCUGAACGUCUUUUACAAGUAUGUCUUUAGCUACUGGGACUACCAGAAGUACGUGUUCGAGGGCAUGAUGGUCAACGAGUUCGAGGGGCGGAGCUACGGCUGCGGCGGCGGGUGCCGCUGCAUGUACGAGACGGGCCUGGCGGCCGAGUGCAGGAUCGACGGGCAGGGGGUGCUCGACCAGUUCGGGUACCGGGGUGGGUACCUCGGGAAGAACGUCGGCAUCAUGGUUGGGAUUAUUGCUGGGUAUAGGCUGGUGGCGUGGCUUGUGUUGAUGUGGAAGAGGUGAGGGGGGGCUGGAGGCUGGGGUCUGGCGCGGGUGUUCCGAGAUUGUGUUGAAUGAGAAGAAAAGAAUAUCAAGUGGGUGGUUGGGGUGCCCGGGCGGCAUAGUAGUGGUGUUGGUAUUGAACCUACACAAUAUCUAAACUCGCAAAACAUGUCCAAACAGUUCCCCCAAAGUGCCCGGCCGUUAAAAGAGACAUGGUGGUUGUCUUGGGGGGUCGUCCCCUGGUAUGCGCCGUAUCCUGAACUCCAUGUCGCUCUUCCAAAGGAAAUCAGAUAUCCCGCCCUGCCGUUAAUGUGUCCAGCUCCUUGAUGUCCUAACAUCUCUGUCGACUUGAGGACUAAAACAGUCCGCACGGCGUUCGUUUCGCCGGUGAUAUAUAUAUAUAUAUGCCCGUGGUUUAAUUUGCACGGUCUUGAUGGUGCUUUUCAGAUCACCAUAGAUACUGUAGUCAACACCAACAGUUAAGGGGCUCCUCCCCUCCCCACCUCGCUCGAGGUCAUGUCUUGUAACCUCCUCCUAUCCCCGACUCAAGACUCAACCAGGACAGCGGCGUACCAGUUCCCGCUCCAGUUGGGCUCGCCGUACGCGCUCUUGAGCCAGCACGUGUCGACGCCGUAGUAGUUGCCCCACCCGACGGCCACGCACCCGUCCUGGCCGCCGCAGCGCUCCAGGCAGCCCUCGAAGGUGGUGGCGUUGAUGGUGAGCAUGUCGGCGGCGCCGCAGCAGCUGUUGUAGUCGCGCCCGCACAGCACGAGGAAGUCCUUGUCCUGCUGGGACUCGAGGCUGUAGACGGUCCUGUUGGCGUAGGGGCACUGGAUGAGCGAUGAUGGUGUUGCGGAGGCGGUGGCCGUUGCUGACGGGAUGCUGCUGAUGUCGCUUGUUGAUGUUGAGCUUGAGCUUGUGCUGUGUGGCGGGGGGCAGGGUCAGUGUUGCUUCUUGCUGCGGCGUGGGUGAGGGCAGCGUGGUGUCUUUGCUUUGCUUUGCUCUGCUCUACUUUGGCUUCCGCGAUGGGCCUCGUACCGAAGCAAAGCAAAGCAAAGCAAGGCCAAGUAAGGUAAAGCAAAGCAUAUCGGCCAUUGCAUGAAUGAUGUUCACCACGCCAACUCGUCCGUCCGCCCUCCCCUUGUUGGCUCCCACGAGCCGUUCCGCGGCUGGGUUCCACCUGCGACAACUUGUCUUUGGGGAACAACCCGGGACGAGCCGGAUGGUGCCUCGUCCCAACUCUCCUCUCCACUUUGUCCCAGGAUGCGGGCCAGGGCGUCGCACAGAUCGUGGGGUGACAAGAAAGAAAAAGAAGAGGAGAAGUAAGAGAGACAACAGAAAGAGACUCUUACUCACCUCGAACUACUACUAUCACUCCUCGUCCCCAAGCCCACGCCAACCCCAACCGCGACACCAGCAACGAUCACAAACACAACCACGGCCAGCACGCACCAGAACACCACCCUCCGCAGGCCACAUAUCUUCCUGUCCCGGCCGCCCUGCUGCUGCUGCUGCUGCUGCUGCUGCUUCUCCGCCUCGAAGGGGUUAUGCCCGCCGGCGUACGUCGCGCUGCUGGCCUUGCUGUAGGGCUUGCUGAUGGGCGUGUAGGGGUUGUCGCCGCCGGGGGAGACGGCCUCGGGCAGCGGCCAGCCGCCGCCGGGGAGCACCACGGCCUCGGGCGGCUGCGAGCCCCACCCCUUGUACUCGACGUACUGGGCCUCCGGGUCCGAGGGGGGCAGGGCCUCGGGCAGGCUGUUGUGGGGCACCUCGAGGCCCGGCUCGACGACCUGCAGGCCCGAGAAGUCGUCGCGGUUGAUCAGGUGUCUCCGGUCGUCGUGCGUGGUGCUGGCGGUGUUGGGCGUGCUGGGGGUGAAGUUGGUGAAGUGGGUGCUGGGGGGGCUGUUGUUCGCGAACGAGUCGCUGGCGGAGCCUGGUCCUCCUCCUCCUCCUCCUCCUGCUCCUCCUCCUUGGAGAAGAGAAGAGGCGCCUCCUCGGGCUACCAUCUUGGCGCCCGUGGUCCCGGAAUGGACCCGGACCUUCUGGUCGUCCGGGUCGCUCGGUCUGCGGGGGUUCUGAUCUGCAUUAUUUGAAGCCAUUCUGCGCGCUCAUACGGUUGUAGCUGUCAAUUCAGUCUGCAUGUGUCCAGUUCGUCGGCGGUGGGGGCAUUUUUGCUGGUCCCACCCGGCGAUGAACUUGAAGCUGUGGGCCGGAACGGUGCGAUCUCAGGUGAUGCCCAGAUGUGGGAUGAUGAUCUGUCAGGUAGGGACGGAGCUCGGGACAGACAACCAAGAUAUGGGCUGGACGGAGUCGGACGGAGUUGGACGUAAGAUUGGAUAAGCAGUCAAAGUCGCGGGCGGAAAUCGAACGGGAGGUAGGGGGUUACGAGGAGCAUUUCUGUCCUAUUAACAGUAGCCCCCCCAUACCGGUACACCAGGACCAGGAGGCCAACACCCAUCCGCCGGAUCACCAGCUAGGUCCUCGCCUGUUCUGCAUUGAGUACGACGUUGCAACUCGCUGCGGGCUUCGGCAUGGGCUCGACUCCGCCCGUCUCUUCAGCCUCUCUGCAACCCUCCGUCGCCCCUCCACCAGAUGGAAACCAAAACCCGGCAUCUGCACGAGGUAGGGGUCCCAGGAUCGCUUCCAAUCGCCGUAGUGCGCAACCCUCUCGACCCGGGCCAGCCACAGGCAGAGCAUACCUGCCGGUCGGAGACGAGGCAAGCCGGGCGGUUGGGUGUCCUGGGUGUGGGUGAUACGCCAGUUACGCGUGUGAUGAGGUC